GUAGCGAGUUUGAAUGUGGUCGCAGAUGGUGGGACAUGGAUGGUGAGAGGGCGGCACAGGAGGCGGCGGGGCUCGGAUUGAACCUGCGGCCAUCUACAGCUCCAUUACAAUGAAGAGGCUGCACCACUGAAAACUUACAAGAGACCGCGGGCAGCAUCAUCAACCUAUCCCGAACCCACCCACUCCCUGCUCCGGGGUCGGAGGAAGUGACAACUUUCUGCCUGGACACCAUCACCUCCACUAUCCUGUCUAUAGCUGAAGGAAAGGAGAGAUGGCUUCGGUGGCUUUUACUGGCUGGUAGCAGCAUUCUUCUGCAAGACUAUUCCCCUGCUCUUCUGCAGAGUUGACGAGAUACCUGCUCCAUUUACCCUUUUGUGCUGAAGAUUAUAGGAGGUCCCCUAUAUCUUUAAGAUUUUUACUGGAUUGAGAGUUUGCAAGAGUUUCUCAAGCUCCAAUGACCAACAGAUGAGGCCCCAUUAAAAGGGGUUCUCCACCAUAAGACUGGUCAUUGAUGGCCACCCACACCUAAGCUUGUGCCAAACACUCCACAAUGGCAUUUGACUCGUCUCCUUUUGUUCUGCCUGGCGUUUCACAGCACUUCAAUAUCCAGACUGUUGAUACUGGGCAAGAAGAUCCUUUUGAGGACUUAUGUAGCCUUGAAAAUGGACGGCAUUAUGACGUGGUUCCAACUGUGGUGUGUUCCUUGUGCUGCCUGUUUGGACUUGUAUAUAUAUUUUUUGGUUACAGGUGCUUCAAAGCCAUUAUGUUUCUGUCAGGCUUGCUGGCUGGUUCAGCAGUCAUUUUUUUACUUUGUCACAAAGAGCGUAUCCUGGAAACUCAACUGAGCCUGGAGCUAAGUGCGGGCAUUGCCUUGGGGAUUGGCCUGCUCUGUGGACUGGUCACCAUGCUUGUGCACAGUGUGGGCCUAUUUAUGACAGGCCUGAUUCUUGGACUUCUGGUGGCCACAGCUUGCCUUGUGGGCUUGGAGCAGUUCUACCAUCCACCCACAGCCUGGAUUCCUAUUGGAGUGAUGAUGGGCUCUGCUAUGCUAUUUGCUGUAUUGACUCUGCAGUGGCAAAAGAUUUUCACUGUUAUCUCCACUGCAACAUUUGGAGCUGCAAUAUUGACUGUGUGCACAGAUUAUUUCAUUGAAAUGAUGCUGCUGGUGCAGUAUGUCUAUGACCGUCUCCGCCUUGAAGUGUCUCAUCCCCUCUGCUGGUUCAGUUGGGUGGUCCUAGGCAUCUGGCCAGUGUUGAGCAUUCUGGGAAUUGUAGUCCAGUGGAAACUGACAGCCGAAGGCUUCUCGCAUACUGAUGUGAUCAUAAGCAGACGUCAAAAGCGCCUCCAGCUUCUCAGAAUCCGCCAGAAAGAGGCCAAAAAACGUCAGAGUGUGACUUCUCAAGAAGGAACUUAUCGGCGGAAGGCCAACCCUAUAAAAAGAUAUACUGGGGACAUCCUUGCACCGAGUUACUUGCAGAGCUUACGAGAGCGUCAGACUGGCACAGGCACAUCCAUGAGCAGCCUAAAUGCCAACAUGCAGACAAUUGUGGACCUGGACUAUGAAUGCGGCUCUACUGUGCCCCUUACUGCCACUACUCCUGUGAUUCGGGUCUGAUGUGUCCCCCAGCCUCCUCAUGCUGGCUAUGAAGCUGCAUUUGGUUCAAGUUGAUAGGCCAAAUUGUUGUGCCUUAUGUUCUGUCUUCUGGUACAUCUCAUACUCAUCUGCCCGGGCUACUAUUCCCAUCUCCCAUGAUUGUGUGGACCCAUGAACAGAAAAGUUGUUGGCAGUUUGGAUAGUUUUACCGGUUUGUUAGACACGUUCUGGAUGAAUGUCUCAUACUAGAUGUAAUUCUGCCCCAUGGAUGAGCAAUUGGGAGUGUCUUCAGGAUCUACCAGGGCAUUUAGUAGCUGUAAAGUAUUGGUGCAAACCGAAGAGAAGAAUACACUGCUGUAUAUAGAAACCUUCACAGAACAAAACAGUAGUCUUUAAAUGAUAGUGCUGAAUUUGUGUCUCUCUUCAUUUUUUUUUUUAUAGGGAAAAAUAAAAUUAGGUCUGCCCUAUUUAUUGUUUAAAGGUGUACUCCGCUGCUCAGCAUUUGGAACAAACUUUUCCGAACGCUGGAGCCGGGAGCUCGUGAUGUCAUAGCCCCACCCCCUCAUGACAUCACGCCCCGCCCCCUCAAUGCAAGUCUGUUCCAGCGUUCGGAACAGUUUGUUCCAAUUGCCGAGCAGCGGAGUACCCCUUUAAGGUACAUGCUGUUUUUUGAUCCAGUAGAUGGCCAUCUAUCCCACAAAAGAUUAGAGACAUUGAUAAACUCUAGUGUGAAUGAAAACUGGAGCAGUUGGCUAUGGUCACCAAUCACAUUGCUAGCGCCAUCUUCUUAUGGGGAUGGCUCACUGCUUCAGUUUUUCAUUGCAAUUCUUAGGUGUGUAGAAAUAAUAGGAAAUCUUAACUGUUUGCUGCACAUGUCAAUAUAGUCUAUUGUACUUGUCAGUGACUAUGUGAGGCAGGGAUCUGUUGUCUACUUUACAAGUCAUCACAGUGGCCCAGACAAUGGCCUUCCCCUAUGACCACUACUUUAACUUGCAAAUUUCCAGUCCCGAAAACCUUUUCUGAUUUUUGUUUUGUAUAUAUGCUUUCUACUUAAAGCUUGGUGUUCCUUUUGAAUAACGUCUAUUGUAUCAUACAUUUAAGGGGUCAGGUUGACUCCUAUGAUAACAGCUGUAAUAUAGGGUAGUUCAUAUACAUUUAUGUGAAAUUGAAAUAAACAUAUUUUUAGAGUGCAAAGAAAUGAAACCACUACAAUGUAUUACACUGUUUUAUAGCACUUUAAUAUAUGAAGGGCUCUGUACAAAUGUAUGUAUGUAACAUAUUGAACUUACUAUAUCCGCAAUGCCUUUAACUGUAUGUAUGCGUUCUAAACAAGUUGACCACUAUAUUAUUGCUGUCCUAGUAAAUUUAAGUAUAGUGCUUUGAGAAUAAAAAAGGACAAAAACAAUUCUACAUGCAGAAAUCUCUGAAGUCGUUGUUUGUAUAGGGCUGCAUUUAUAAAGGUGAGUUCUUUUAAUCCUGCGUACUACUAUCCAAACAAUGAAAUGAUAAAAGAAACCAUUGCCUCCUACAUCUGUAUGUACCCACACCCGUUGUAGCUCAGAAUGCCAGCUGCUCUUAAAACACGGUUAUGUGCCAAUCUCUACUACAGCCAUUAUGAAAAUUGACUACAAAACACCCUGGAUAGCCACAUGAUGUUCCCUUUUAGGCUACUGUAGUGUCAGUGCUGGUGGCAAAAGUGCAUGACUCUGCAGAGAUUACCUACAAUAACAUAUGGAUAUCUUGUUAUGCAAAAUAGAUAAUUUUUUUUUUUUUGGUCUGCAGUUGUGCACAUUUUGCCUGCCUAUAUCCGUACAUUCUCCUCUUUGUGGACAGUUUCCAAUUUAAGGGUGUAACCAGUGUUCUUUGUGUAUUCUGGAUUUAACAAUUUAAGGGUACAUUCAGACGAGCGGAUUUUCCGUGCAUAUUUCGCUGCGGAUCUGCCG
This is a messenger RNA of Hyla sarda, 3537 nucleotides long. RefSeq names its product transmembrane protein 198. The coding region runs from base 551 to 1615 and encodes 354 amino acids. Gene Ontology annotation, cellular component: vesicle membrane; plasma membrane. The record is from RefSeq and is a predicted model, not a curated record. NCBI's taxonomy places the organism in Eukaryota, Metazoa, Chordata, Amphibia, Anura, Hylidae. The transcript has 6 exons.